Messenger RNA from Cooperia oncophora, 3030 nucleotides. The record is from the annotation of a GenBank genome assembly. NCBI's taxonomy places the organism in Eukaryota, Metazoa, Nematoda, Chromadorea, Rhabditida, Trichostrongylidae.
AUGCUCCUGAUAGUUGCACCGUUCUGCGAUGUGCCACGCGAAGGAGAUCGUGCUAUACACUCGGAUGCUCUUAUGAUUUUGUUUUGUGGAAUUGUGGGCAAGGAUCUACGGAGCAAGUACAUCAAGUUCUUCAACACCACCAUUCGAUAUUUGACCUUGCAAGCUCUUCUGGAGUUCACUGGCAGAGCGGCUCUCAUGUCGCUGGACCACCCGGCUCAGUGCAUGGAUGGUGGCAUAUUGGUGGAUGCAAUCGUCACCGCUCUCUCCGAUUCAACCAAAGAUUUCUGCCAGUCGGCUAUCGUAGGACUGCGCCACAUUAAUGACGUGUGUCGAGUAGUGAUACCGGAUUUGGAAGUGAUGCCACGAAUACCAUUUGUGCGCUAUUUAAUAGAGAGUGUGAGCUCACUGUGCUAUGCUUCAUCAUGGUUUGUAAGAUUGGGAGGAGCUAGUGGUCUGAUGUAUUUCAUAGAAAAUUAUCCGGAUUCCGUGGUUCUCACCAAUAUGAGUGGAUUUAUCGAGAGCUUGAUCGAGGUAGUUUUGACUAACACCUUCAGUUUCUCAUUGCGGUUCACCAAAUCGAUGUCACAGGUUCUUGUUGGUAUGACAGAUCAAGUCUCUUGCGGUGCCGUGGAUAUGGCGGUUGGAGCUAUUGAGAAAUUGCAGAAGCGAUGUCUUGCUGGUUGUUUGGUCAACGAUCCGAAAGUUUCCAUUUUCAUGAACUGCGUUGCUGGUCACUUGUUUAGCGGAAAUCAACACGUGCGACAGAAGACCUUGGCCAUGAUGAAUACGUGUGCAGAAGUGUUGACUAUAUCACUGUCUUCAUUACUGUGCAGCUAUCGAGAAGUGCUUUUGGAACAAAUAGAGCGUGCCAUGAAUGAAUUCAAUGUGUUAGCUCUGCUUGACCGUUGUGGAUGUUUGGAGGCUCUGUGUACAAUCUUCACUUGCCAGCCACCUCUCGUUGACAUUUCAAUUGAGUCGGACAGAAUUCAAAACUUCGCCAAGGAGCUUAUUGCUGUGUGCCAGAUGCCUGUCAGUGAAAUGCUUGAACUUGAACUAUUCAAAUCCAUGGACGGUUGCCCUGCACAUUUCCUUCCACCGUACACUGUCAGCGAAAAGGCUGAAUACUACAAAAUCCUGGCCAUCAAAGCUCUCGUGACUUUGUACAAAGCGCUAAUAGUGCACUCUGAGAGCGCUGACUUCCAAAAGAUGGACACGUCAUCGUCUGCCACAACUACGAAAGAACUUGAUGUAACGCUAGAGAAGAUCGCUUGUGUCACCAUCGGAACGAUCCUCUGUCCAAUUCCGGCUGUAGUGAAGGCCGCUGAAGAAGCACUCAUGCAGAUUUCCCCAGUCGACGCGAAAUGUGUGCAAAUUGUGGGAGAACCGGUGUUCGAACUGUUUCGUGAGUCGGAAAACGAAAAUCGCAACGCUGGGACAGUCGCUCAAUUAUAUCGUCUCAUUCGUUUGAAUACUUCACUUUUCGACAUAACUUUGGCGACGAAUCUCGUUAGCUACAUUUGCGGCCACGUUACUCGAUUCCCUCUUGAAUCAUCUCCUGCAUCAGCUGCACAACUUGACGGUCAGGAUGUGGAAGCAAUCACACAGACAGUUCGUCUGUUACUUCUUGUUGAAGACCCGUCUGGGUCCAAACUAGCCACGGAUAUCACCGCUUUCAUAGCCUAUUUCGACCAUCACUACUGCACAAGUGCAUAUGAUGCAUGGAUUCCGCCUCUGGCUACUUUGCUGUCGCGCUACGCUCGAGAGUCAUUGGCGUUCUUCUUGUCCGAAGAGUCUCUUUCGAUGUCAUGUCGAAGAGCUCUAUUAAGAAAGCUUAUUAAAGACGAGGAAUGCUCUCCAAUACGGGCCCUACUCAUGCAGGAUUCGUCAUAUUUUGUGAACUUGCUGGAAAACAGAGUCAUGGACGUUUCUGGUGAGUGGAGGGAACCGUCUCCUGCACAACAGAACGAAUCGGGAAUUAUGGAGCGUGAAAUGCUUUGCCUGCACAUAAUUGAUGCUGUUUCGCGAAGAAACGUUCAAUGGUUUGCCGGUGCCAAAGAUCUGGUAAUCAAACUGAGACAGUUGUGGAACAAUGCUGAUUUCAAGGGACGUUAUGUCGUUCAUGCGCCGUGUAAUAAAGAUUUAUUGGAACUGACGAUCAAAGCGAUGACAGAACACAAGUAUAAGGUUCCAAGACUCCUUGUGAACUGUUUCAUUCGACACUACAGACACAACAAUAAUGAUCUUGAUUUGCUUUGCGACAUACUGUUUGUGUUCAUAGGAAGAUAUGUCACAGACUUCUCUUUUGUUCGCGAAUUCCUUGAAAGAGAAGUGAUACCGACAUAUUCCAUGGAGUGGCGACGAAAACUGUUCUCAUACGUGUUGGGAAAGUUUGAAGCUGGCGGCUCGACUGUAAUAAAAGAUCUUUUGUACGUGAAAAUCGUACAGUAUGUGCUGAUACCUAGUCUACAAUGGGCUUUUGAGCGCUAUAACGUCGAUGAGAUUCUCGGCGAAAUACAAAAUCCAUCUGAGCAACCGGAAAAUGAUCCUAAUGAUUUGGUGUAUCGUCUGGCACAUAUAAUCGAUCAAAACCGACAAGUCAUGAGCGAUGGUAUUGUAAUAGUUUUGUAUCAGCUCUGCACACUCCUUGUAAAGCAUGCACCACGGCAUGUUCAUAAUAAUGAUUCUAAGAAACAUGGAUGGCGACUACGCGUCUUCAUGCUGUUCGCAUGGUCAUGCCUCACUCCAACGAACAGACAAGACGCUACACUUCGUUACACUGGCUUCUUGUUCAUUUCGCAUAUCGUCCAGAAAUUCACGAUAAACAGGAAGAUUGUCCUGCAGGUAUUCCAAGCGCUGUGCGGCUCAUUCCAAUAUGACAGUCGCGAGCUCGUCCGCCGUGCAGCCGACGUGGUCACUGCAGCGAUGCCGAUUCGUAUGGACGAUGGGCACCAUCAAAUGUUCAUCAAUGUGAAACGCGUUCUCUGCGAAGAAGCUCAUAGUCUACAGCAUAUCCAACACAUAGUGUAUGCU